Cynara cardunculus var. scolymus (artichoke) is the source of this 2955-nucleotide messenger RNA. RefSeq lists its product as uncharacterized. The record is from RefSeq and is a predicted model, not a curated record. The transcript is spliced from 6 exons. Lineage: Eukaryota; Viridiplantae; Streptophyta; Magnoliopsida; Asterales; Asteraceae. Bases 809 to 2566 code for a protein of 585 amino acids.
AAAAAACCAACACCAACACAAGAAAACUUCCGAAAUCCCUUUUCCAUCUCUCUCACACACACUAAGAUAAAAUCUCUUCUGCACGGCGUAAUCAAAGCGGGUUCUUGGUGUUUUUCUCUCAUUCUACACUCUGCGAUACCAUCUCGUAGUAUAUACCUACAUGCUCGCUGUAUCUAUUGUAUCUGCGUCCCUCAUAAAAGCCAAUUGAAACCUUUGGGUUUCUUUCGUAUUUCACAGAUAAACAAAUUUCAAAUUUCCCAUUUGUAAUCAAUCUCUAAAUCGCACUGACAGACAAAAGAGCAGAGGCGGCGUCUUAGGGUUUUUUCGGGUUUUCGUUUUAAUCCAAGCCGUUAAGGAUGAUAUAAGACGGUUUUGGUUUCCUGGGGGUGCUUAUUGAACCUGUUUAUGAGACGAAGGUCUUGUAAGUUUGUUCAAUCGUGAGUUAUGGAAGCCUUCUGAAUACUGAGAAGCUUUUGUUGAUCUUUGUUCUUGAUCGGAAUUUGGAACUGGAACCACAGUAUAUACAAAGUGUUAGGGAGAUAAAGAGCCCUAUUUUACAGUGUAGUUGAUAGUUCAGGAUUCUUUUAUUGGACAGUGGUGGUGGUGCUCUUCAAGGGUUAGAAAUUUACUUUGGAACCUGUCAAUGGUGUUGAUGGUUGGAAUAAACUGAUUAAAUUGAUUAUCUUGAUUCAUUAAUCGACAGCAAAUUGGGAUUUAGUUGGAGGAAAAGGUGGAAGUAUUUGAGAGUUAUUUCUCUGAUGCAUGUUGAGGCUUUUAUGUUUGCUUCUUAUGAUGUUUAAUACCAAUUAUGGAAAGAACUGAGCCAACAUUUGUGCCGGAAUGGUUAAAGAGCAGUGGAGGCUCAAGCACAACAUCCCACCAAUUUACAUCAUCUUCAUUGCACCCUGAUGAACAAGGCUCAUCAAAGUCCGGGAGAAAUAAGUCAUCAGUUAAUAGCAGCGAUAACGAUUUAGGACGUACUUCUGUUUCAGAUCGAACAACUUCCUCAUAUUUCCGCCGCACUUCCCUUGGUAAUGGUUCGACUCAUCUACGGUCUUACAGUAGUUUUGGUCGAAACCAUCGUGAUAGGGACUGGGAUAAGGACAUAUAUGAGUUUUGGAGUAAAGAAAAGUCAGACAACAGACAUCGGGAUUAUUCUGAUCCUCUAGAUAACAUUUUGCCAAGUAGGUUUGAGAAGGACGGGUUAAGGCGGUCACAUUCAAGUGUAUCCGGAAAACGUGGAGAGUCAUGGCCCAGAAAAGUAGUAAGCGACUUGAGCAUUGCCAACAAAAGUAGCCACAGCAAUGGCACUGCUUUACUUUCUGGUGGUAGUUCCCUUAGCAAUGUGAAGACAUCUUUUGAGAGGGAUUUUCCAUCUCUUGGAGCAGAUGAAAAACAAGCAGAUCCUGAUAUAGGAAGGGUCCCAUCACCUGGAUUGAGCUCAGCCAUUCAGAGUCUGCCAAUUGGUAACUCAGCUGUGAUUGGUGGUGAUGGGUGGACCUCAGCACUGGCUGAGGUGCCUGUAAUUGUUGGUAGCAAUGGAAAUAGCACCUCUGUUUCACAACCUGUUCAACCAACUUCAAUCACUGCAACUACAAGUAUGACAGGAGGUCGCAAUAUGGCUGAAACCUUGGCGCAUGGUCCUCCCCGUACUCAGACUGCUCCCCAGUUGACUGUUGGAACUCAAAGGCUCGAAGAGCUUGCUGUUAAGCAGUCCAGACAGUUGAUUCCCAUGACUCCUUCCAUGCCUAAAGCCUUGGCCUUGAGCUCUUCUGAUAAACCAAAAUUGAAGAUUGGGCAAUCACAGCUUGUCAACCAUCCACACACUCCUCGACCGCUCUCUGUGAAGUCUGAUGUUUCAAAGACGUCUACUGUGGGAAAACUUCUUGUUCUUAAGCCCUCACGAGAAAGGAACGGUAUCUCACCGACUGCAAAGGAGAGUUUGAGCCCAACAGGUGGUAGCAAAUUACCAAAUAGCCCACUUGCUGUACCCUCAGCCAUUGGAUCUGCUCCACUGAGAAACAUGGGUAACAAUCCAGGCGUUACUGCCGUGGAGCGAAAGCCUAGUGUGGCUACUUUGGAGAAGAGACCUUCAUCGCAAGCUCAGAGCCGAAAUAACUUCUUUAAUCUUAUGAGGAAGAAAUCCAUGAUUAGCAAUUCUUCUGUUGCCCCUGAUACUGGUUCUUCUGUCUCAUCAAGUGAAAAGCCUGGUGCACCCGUCGCCCCUCCUGCCCAUCUGGGUGGGUCUGAAUCUAAUACCACGGUGGAGACUAAGGUUGAUUUGACCUGCAAGGGUGAUGCUUGUGUUGCAACGGUGAGAUCUACUAAUAAUGGGAAGAACCAUUCAGGCCCUGAUGCUGUUCUUUGUUCAGAAGAGGAAGAGGCUAGGUUUUUACGUUCUCUGGGAUGGGAUGAAACUGCUGAGGAGGAGGAAGGCCUCACCGAAGAGGAGAUUAGUUCUUUCUACAGAAAUUAUCUGAAUUUAAAGCCGACAUCAAAAAUUUUGAAGGGGACAAAGCCGAAGCCAUUAAUGGAGAUUUCUUCCGACUCUAAGCUGGACUCUUGAGUUACCAUGGUAGCAGGAAGGCGUUGAUUUUCGGCAGGCUUUGUUUUUGUUUGUUUUCAUCUUUGGGAAAGAGAGGAAGGGAAUUGGGAAGUUUUGAAAUCCUUGCAGUCGAGUACAUAACAUAUUGGUCCAGAAAAAAAGGCUUGAACUUUGCUUUGAAGGUGUUAUCCCCCUCCCUUACUUUUAUGGGUUGAGAUAGUAGUGACAGACUAGGGUUUAGGGAUUUACAACUGGUUGUGCAAAAAAAAUCUGGGGUUUUGUUGGUUUUACUUUUUUUCUUUUCUUUUCCUUUCCUUCUUGAGAGGGAGGGAUUCAGCUGAAUUCAACAAAAAAUAGCUUAUGAUGGUUUAUUAGGCAUUUUCAUGAAAGAGAAUAUUAGGUUUUACAUG